Messenger RNA from Solenopsis invicta (red fire ant), 732 nucleotides. RefSeq names its product zinc finger MYM-type protein 5-like. The coding region runs from base 1 to 732 and encodes 243 amino acids. Lineage: Eukaryota; Metazoa; Arthropoda; Insecta; Hymenoptera; Formicidae. The record is from RefSeq and is a predicted model, not a curated record. The transcript has a single exon.
AUGAGCAAGAAACCUUCAGGCGCUGAGUACAGAAAACGAAAGGCUGACAGAGAUAGAGAAGAACAAAAACAGGUUGGCUCUUUUUUAAAGUAUUUGAGACCAGAGCAAGAGUCGAUUUCUUCGUAUGCCAAUGAAAUUGACAAUGAAGAGACAGAUGAUGUUCGUAUAACAAUGACUGAGAUUGAACAGCCCGAACAUAAUGAAGAUUUAACUGAAACAAUAAUCAAAAGUACAGAGACUGAAAUGCCCGUGAUAAAUAAAACAUCAGAAAAUCAUCAUGAAAAUUAUUUGGAUUGCCAAGUUGCUGUACAAAAAAAUGAAUUAAAAGUCUCUAGUUUAAACGACAUAAGUACCUGGUCAAUACCUUUAGAGGCUACAUUAAUUACAGAAUUGGUUAUGAAAGAUCCAAUUCAAAAUAAGGAAGGAUCUUUCGCUGUAAUGACGAGAAGAGGUGCAGAGACCAAAGGUGAAAUAAGGACCAUGUCUAGUGCAUGGUUCUAUCGACAACUCGAUAAUGGUGAAAAAGUGCUUAGAACAUGGAUGGUAUAUUCUACUGUUAAUAAAUCUUUAUAUUGCUUUUGCUGUCGGUUAUUUACUUCUAAAGAUUUGAAACAUACACAAAGCACUUUCGCAAAAAAUGGCUUUCGACAAUGGUGGAAACUUAAUCCAAAGGUAAAACAACAUGAAAAUUCUUCCAUCCAUGUUGCAUCUUUUGGAAAGAAAUGGAAAUGA